AACUCUGCUAGUGCGUCAUCAUCACGACAGAGUGAAACACCAGGGAAGGCAUCUAACAGAAGGAGCCAUUCGCACCAGUGGACUGUGGUUGGUUGGAGGUAAGCGACUCAUAAGCACCAUCAUUCACAAGUGUGUGUUUUGCAGAAAGCUACGUGGACUGUCAGAACAACAGCUCAUGUCUGAUCUACCUGAAGAAAGGCUCAAAGCGGACCCACCAUUCUCAUAUGUGGGCCUGGAUGUUUUUGGCCCAUGGGAGAUUGUGACAAAACGCACAAGAGGAGGUCAAGUGAACAACAAGAGGUGGGCAGUGUUGUUCACAUGCAUGUCUACCAGGGCCAUCCACAUUGAGGUUGUGGAAACAAUGACUGCCUCAAGCUUCAUCAAUGCUCUCCGGAGAUUCUUUUCACUCCGUGGACCAGCCAAGCAACUCAGGUCCGACAGAGGGACCAACUUUAUUGGCGCCUGUAAUGAGCUGAAACUAUCACCACAGGAUGCCAAUAACACAAUCAAAGACUAUCUGACAGAACAGAGGUGCACCUGGGAGUUCAACCCGCCCCAUGCGUCCCACAUGGGUGGGACUUGGGAAAGAAUGAUUGGGGUUUCUCGCCGCAUUCUAGAUGCUCUACUCCUAGAUGUGAAGCGACCUCAGCUCACCCACGAAGUCUUGGUGACCUUCAUGGCAGAGGUCACAGCUAUUGUUAAUGCCAGACCCCUUGUGCCGAUUUCGACAGACCCUGAAGCUCCACUGGUCUUAACUCCAGCUAUGCUUCUUACUCAGAAAACAGGAGCUCCCCCUACAGUUCCAAACAACCUGACCGAGAAGGACGUCUUCAAGAGCCAAUGGAAGAGAGUUCAAAUACUAGCCAACAACUUUUGGACAAGAUGGCGGAAAGAAUAUCUCUGCACCCUUCAAGGUCGUCAAAAGUGGCUUGUAAAGAAAACAAAUCUCAAGGAAGGAGAUGUUGUCCUCCUGAAGGACUCCACUGCAAAGCGCAACGAGUGGCCCAUGGGACUUGUUGAGAAGGCAUACCCCAGCAGGGACGGGCUUGUGCGAAAAGUGGAUGUAAAAGUUGCAAGACAUCAGCAUGUAAAGACAUUCAGCCGACCAAUCUCGGAACUGAUUCUUCUAGUGACGCCUAGUAAUGUGGACAUUUGAUUUAGUGGCAUCUCUUAAAGACGCCAGGCGGGGAGUGUAAUGGAACUUGUUUAACUUAAUGUUAUUCAAUGUUUAGUUCAUUUACUGAGGCCACCUAGUGGCAAAUGUUAUAAUUGUGUGUAUUGCUAGUUCACAAACGCCAUCUUGUGGUCACUUUUAUUACUACAACUUGUUUACCAGAAAGGAAGAAAGCCUGUUCAUCCAUUUGCUCUGAAAGAAGCAGUUUUUGUUGUGUUUUCUUUAAUCUAAGUGCAAAACGGCAUCGUCUUUUUACACGAUUCUCAUUAAACCCUGCUAAAGAACCUAAUGCAGUGCUUCUUGGUGGACGAAUGGGAAAGUGUUUAGCUACCUGUAUAGCUGAGUUACUGCUGAAGGCCACAGUGCUUAGCGAGGCC
Messenger RNA from Cyprinodon tularosa, 1551 nucleotides. RefSeq lists its product as uncharacterized. Gene Ontology annotation, molecular function: nucleic acid binding. Gene Ontology annotation, biological process: DNA integration. Bases 176 to 1156 code for a protein of 326 amino acids. The transcript has 2 exons. The record is from RefSeq and is a predicted model, not a curated record. Lineage: Eukaryota; Metazoa; Chordata; Actinopteri; Cyprinodontiformes; Cyprinodontidae.